This is a messenger RNA of Aquila chrysaetos chrysaetos, 1696 nucleotides long. It is a transcript of the gene SLA, whose product is annotated as Src like adaptor. The record is from RefSeq and is a predicted model, not a curated record. Gene Ontology annotation, molecular function: protein binding. Bases 263 to 1099 code for a protein of 278 amino acids. The transcript is spliced from 8 exons. NCBI's taxonomy places the organism in Eukaryota, Metazoa, Chordata, Aves, Accipitriformes, Accipitridae.
CUCAUCUGUUGCAAACACUUUGAGCCUUCCUUAUUUCUCAGAGAGGAAGUAUGUGGCCUGUUUGGCAAAUGCUGCUCUACAUGACAGCGUGAACUUCACAACACACUCAUUCGACCGGCUGCUCCUUGACUUGAUCAGCUAAACCUUGCUGGCAGCAUAAGCACAGUAUUAUGACUACGGCUUUUUUGAGAAAUACUGCAACCUGGAAUAUCAUGCCUAGCAUUUAAAGUUCUGAAGAGCUUUGACAGAAUUAGAGAGCGCAAUGGGCAAUACUGUAAAAACGCCGAGAGCCUCCGAAGAAACAAAUGUGCCAAGCCAAACGGGUCAGGAGAGUGAUUUCCUUGCUGUCCUCUAUGACUAUCCUUCAGCAGACAUAAGCCAACCUAUAUUUCACGUAGGGGAAAAACUACGUGUGCUAUCAGACGAAGGAGGCUGGUGGAGAGUCCAUUCCCUUACAACAGGUCGAGAAAACUAUAUUCCAGGAAAAUAUGUAGCAAAGGUUUACCAUGGCUGGUUAUUUGAAGGGCUGGGAAGAGAAAAAGCAGAGGAACUUCUACAGCUACCCAACACCAAGGUCGGCUCCUUCAUGAUCAGAGAGAGUGAAACUAGGAAAGGGUUAUAUUCCUUGUCGGUGCGGCACAGGCAAGUGAAACAUUACAGGAUCUUCCGCCUUCCAAAUAACUGGUAUUACAUCUCUCCACGGCAAACCUUUCAGUGCCUUGAAGACCUUGUGAAUCACUACUCAGAAGUUGCUGAUGGUCUCUGCUGUGUCCUUACAACACCUUGUCUUACCCAGUGCACUAACAACAACAGCGUAAUGAAUCAAGUUCCUCCUGUGGUGAUGCGGAAUAAAAACUUCAACUGGAGAAAUAUUCACAGGCUGGAGGUGACUGAAGAUACUGAAAGCACCCUGGCAGCAAUGGAUGAUUCUUGUCUCAGCUAUGGCCUGAGGGAAAGUAUUGCUUCCUACCUCUCCUUAACAGGGGAUGACAAUGCUUCUUUUGCAAGUACCAGAAAGAAGAAAGCCCAAUCUCUUAUAUACACAGGGAGCAAACGUAAGAGUACCCUUCACUUGCCACCGACAUACUAUGAAGACUAAAUGUAAGACAACCAGGGGAAAAAAAAAAAGCCUGAGGGGUUAGAAGGGAAACCCAGAGCAUUCUGUGGUCCUGCAGUCCUUCAACAGCUGAGACACACAAGCACACCAGUUAAUGAUCAAAUGCUGGCAAUGCUUCUGCAUUUCCUCUUCUGAAUGUUAACUAGAGACCUUCUUAAGGGUGCUAUCUCAGCCAUGGCAUAUGCUGAGAACAUCUCCAGUGCACCUGAUAUUAGAACCUGCUCACAAGCAAGAUAAACUGAGAGAGACUCUAAGUCAAGAGCCAAGUGAGGCAGAUGACUCUUCAGCAAGGUUGAUGCCCACCAUUGUACAAAGGUGACUGCAUAGGCAAGGACUAACUACAGCUCAAGAACUUAAAUUAAGUCUUACUUUGGUAUUCUCCACAAGGCUGAAAACCAUCUUUAUAGAACUUAUCUACAUUGAGAAAGGAGCCUUUGUCUUGUCCAUAUAGAAUAAUUCAUUGUCAUUGACAAUGGAUCAGAAAGUCGUCAAUAACCCCAAGAAAGUAUCUAACAUCUGGCAUCCAAGAAACACCUGACUAUAGUGACUCCAUACUUCUGUCAUUUUUGUCUUUUAGGG